This is a messenger RNA of Aphidius gifuensis, 3536 nucleotides long. RefSeq names its product synaptic vesicular amine transporter (gene Vmat). The transcript is spliced from 11 exons. The coding region runs from base 321 to 1862 and encodes 513 amino acids. The record is from RefSeq and is a predicted model, not a curated record. Gene Ontology annotation, molecular function: serotonin:sodium:chloride symporter activity; xenobiotic transmembrane transporter activity. Lineage: Eukaryota; Metazoa; Arthropoda; Insecta; Hymenoptera; Braconidae. Gene Ontology annotation, cellular component: terminal bouton; synaptic vesicle membrane. Gene Ontology annotation, biological process: aminergic neurotransmitter loading into synaptic vesicle; xenobiotic transport; transmembrane transport.
AGUUGAGAUUGAAAAAAUCAACUAGAUUACUGAAAGACGUACAUUCGCCACUGACUGUUACAGACGUCUUGACAAUUGAUAAAAUUAUAAAUUAUUUAAAGUAAUAUAAUAAAUAAAAUUGUGUAUUUUUAACACUUAAAAUUAUUAAUAAUGCCGCGGGGUCGGCUUAAAAAAAUAUCAAAUAUUUGGUACUACAGAAAGAGGCAGAAUUUUUAUAAAAAAAAUUAACAUUAUACAAAAAAAAAAAGUGGAAUCAUUUUGACAACGGCAUAACGCCUCUCCGGCGCUGAGGAGUAUUUAGUUUAAAUCAUCAUUAGAGCAUGAUGGCUGGUGGAACAUUUAGUGGCUGGCUUCAGCGCUGUCGAGAGUCAAGACAGCUUGUCCUAGUAAUUGUUGCAAUAGCCCUUCUUCUUGACAAUAUGCUAUUAACCACUGUAGUGCCAAUAAUACCAGAAUUUCUAUAUGACAUAAAACACCCAAAUAAUACACUUAGUGAACAUCUAGAUGGACCACAUCAUGCAUCAACAACACCAAUAUCUACAACACUUAUACCAGCAUCAUUAGACAAUAGUAAAUGCAUGUGUAAAUGUCCCCAAGGUAAUUUUACAAAUGGACAAUUAGAAUUUCUAAUGGGAACAACAAGUACAUCAAAUCAAAUAGUUACAACAGUUAAUACAAAAAAUUUAACAAGCCCAGAAGAACUUGAAAAAGCUCAACGACAUCGUGAAUUAAUUGAAGAAACUGUACCAGUUGGUAUGAUGUUUGCAUCAAAAGCAGUUGUUCAACUUUUAGCUAAUCCAAUUGUUGGACCUCUUACACACAAAAUUGGAUAUAGUAUUCCCAUGUUUACUGGAUUUAUUAUAAUGUUUCUAUCAACUUUAAUAUUUGCAUUUGGACGUAGUUAUAGUGUGUUAUUUAUAGCAAGAGCACUUCAAGGUAUUGGUUCAUCAUGUUCAAGUGUUUCUGGUAUGGGUAUGUUAGCUGAAAGAUAUCAAGAUGAUAAAGAACGUGGUAAUGCAAUGGGUAUUGCACUUGGUGGUUUAGCACUUGGUGUAUUAAUUGGUCCACCAUUUGGUGGUCUUAUGUAUGAAUUUGUUGGUAAAUCAGCACCAUUUUUAAUAUUAUCUGCAUUAGCACUUGGUGAUGGUUUAUUACAACUUAUGAUGCUUCAACCAUCAGUUGUCUAUACAGAAUCAGAACCACCUUCAUUAAAAGCACUUGUUACAGAUCCUUAUAUUAUUCUUGCAGCAGGAGCAAUAACAUUUGCUAAUAUGGGAAUUGCAAUGUUAGAACCAAGUUUACCAAUUUGGAUGAUGGACACAAUGGGUGCUAGUAGAUGGAAACAAGGAGCAACAUUUUUACCAGCUAGUAUCAGUUAUUUAAUUGGUACAAAUUUAUUUGGACCAUUGGGACAUCGUAUGGGCAGAUGGUUAGCUGCAUUAAUUGGACUGAUUGUCAUUGGUUUCUGUCUCAUGUUGAUACCACUUGCAACAAGUAUCAAUCAUCUUAUAAUACCAAAUGCUGGAUUGGGUUUUGCAAUUGGUAUGGUUGAUAGUUCAAUGAUGCCAGAACUUGGUUAUCUUGUUGAUAUACGACAUACUGCUGUUUAUGGUAGUGUUUAUGCUAUUGGUGAUGUUGCAUUUUGUAUGGGUUUUGCUAUUGGUCCAGCAUUGAGUGGAACACUUGUUAACACUAUUGGCUUUGAAUGGAUGCUUUUUGGUAUUGCAAUACUUUGUUUUAUUUAUGCACCAUUUAUGUAUUUACUCAGAGCACCACCAACCAAAGAAGAAAAAAAGACUCUGAUUAUUGGUGAAAAAUCAUCAGUUAGAUAUGUAACUUAUUCAAAUGAUGAUGAUGAAUAGUAAGGUUGUAUUCAAUUUAUUGCUUAUAUUUGUUUUUAAUAUUUAAUGUAGAAAUUAUAAUGUAAGUGUGUUUUUAGUGUAAUAGUAAAUAAUUUAUAUAAUCAAUUAUUUGCUUGAUAAAAUUAUUAAGUUAAUAGAAAAAUUAAAACACAACAAAAUGACAAAGAAAAUAUAUACAGCGAGUUUUGUGAUAGAAAUCUUAUCUACUUAUUGUGUCAGUUAAAAGUUAUUUAAAAAAAAUAUAUAAAAUUUAUUUUAUGUUUUUUUGAAAAUAAAAAAAAAAAAUAUUGCAUGACAAACGUUGUGAGCUACAUGUACCGUAAGUAUUCUGAGUAAAAAUCUAAUGAUUGUUUAAAAAACAAUUAAAAUAUAUAAAUUACAAAAAAAAAAAAUAAAAAAGCUUUUAACGAUCAAAAUUUGAAUUAAAAAAAUGUUUGAGCUUUUUAAAAUUACGCAUAUUUUAAACUUCAAUUAGUUGAUUGAUAAAAAAAAAAUUUACUCUUACAAUUUUGACGGUUAAAAGUGGCUAUUUGAAUUUUUUUUUAAAUUCAUAAAUUUGUUGAGAAAUGAAAAUUAUAAAUUAAUAAAAUAAUUAAGUAUUUAAUGAGCUUUUUGUGGGGGGAUACGAGAAUGUUCUUGAGAACUCGAGACAACGCGAGCUCGAUGAAAAAUAUAUAAUCUGUUAUAAUCACAAUGAACAAAAAAUAAUAAAUAAAUAUAUAUAACAUAGCUCAAUCGUCAACUAAAGCUGUAAAAAAUAAAAUUAUAAAAAAAAAAAUCAUGUCGUUGGUAUGAAUGGGAAUAAAAUUGUUUAGAUUUUGAGUAUAAAGUUGGAAAUUGUUUGACAUUGUCAUCGAAAUGAAUCGUAAUUUUUUAAAAUCGAAAUUAAAAUUGAAUGAAAAGGAGUAACCACCUGGCUUAGAUUUCCUGAAUGGCUGCAGGAAAACUGGGCUUUUAAAAAGCAACCAGGUUACAUGAAGAGUUCUCCACGUAGAUUAUUUAUAAUUUGAAAAAUUUUAAAUCACAAAAAAGUAAAAAAGAGUCGAGGCAAUGUCACCUCGAAAAUUACGAUUUAUUUCGUUGACAAAAAAAUUUAUAAAAACGAUAUUUUCAAUCGUUUACGUUUGGUGAACGUGAAACCUGAAAAAGCGCGGUAUUUUUGUUGAGAUGUUUGUCAUAGUGCCGAGAAAUGAACCGAGUUGGUGGAAAAAAAAAAAUAUAAAAAAAAUAUAAAGAUGAAUUUGCAGUGAAAAAAUCGAAAUUAUUUAUUAAAAAAAUAAACCCUGAUUAGAAAAAAAAUUCGUAGAAGCAAUAUUAUUAAAAUUUCGUAAAUUUCCAAUUGAUGGAACGUAAUUAUAAAUGUAUUGAAAUAUAUAAUAAUCGUAUUGAAAAUAAUAUUCAGUAGAAAAAAAAAAAACUAUAUAAUGUUUUAAAAAAAAAAUUUAAUCGUUACUGUCGUGUAUUUAUUAACAAACUCUUAAGGAGUACUAAAAAAUUAUUUAAAAAAAAUUAAAUAUAUAUUUAAAAAAUCAACCACCACCUUAGGAUCCUAAGCAACUCGAUGCCAUCAUAUUUUAUUGAAUCAAUCGGCAGAUAAAGGUUUCGAAAAUUCACAAUGUUAAAAAAUUUGCGCUUAGCAUAAUUAAUCUAUAAAAAAAAAAAUAUGUUAAUCAA